UGAAGACACCCGUAACCGUAAGUCAGAGGAGAGUAAAAUCUUUUCAUUUCUCUCUUCUUUGUCAAAACUAAAAGCUCCACGUUUCUUCUUCUCUUUCGCUCUCUCUUAUCGUCCAGAUUCUCUCUGUAGAUUUAUUAUCACUCUCCUCUUCGUUUUCAAUCAAUUUUUUCUAUUUCGAUUCCAUUCCCCGAUCUGCUCUGUAACAAAGGAGGAGAAAUGGAUCAAUCAUCAAACAGAUUUGGGAGUAGUGGUGUUGAAUCAAUUUUACCAAACUACAAGAUUGGUAAAACACUUGGGAUUGGCUCUUUCGGCAAGGUCAAAAUCGCUGAGCAUCUUCUCACUGGCCACAAGGUUGCUAUCAAAAUCCUCAAUCGCCGCAAGAUCAAAAACAUGCAAAUGGAAGACAAAGUGAGGAGGGAGAUUAAGAUUCUUAGGUUGUUUAUGCAUCCACACAUCAUUCGGCAAUAUGAAGUCAUAGAGACUCCAGGUGACAUUUAUGUUGUGAUGGAGUAUGUCAAGUCUGGAGAGCUCUUUGAUUACAUUGUUGAGAAGGGUAGAUUACAAGAGGACGAGGGUCGUAACUUUUUCCAGCAGAUAAUAUCUGGUGUGGAGUAUUGCCACCGCAAUAUGGUUGUCCACAGAGACUUGAAGCCUGAGAAUUUGCUUUUGGACUCGAGGUGCAAUAUCAAGAUUGUUGACUUUGGCCUCAGUAAUGUCUUGCGUGACGGUCAUUUUCUUAAGACCAGCUGUGGUAGCCCCAACUAUGCUGCUCCUGAGGUUAUAUCAGGAAAAUUAUACGCUGGACCUGAAGUAGAUGUUUGGAGCUGCGGAGUUAUAUUGUAUGCUCUACUCUGUGGUACCCUUCCUUUUGAUGAUGAAAACAUUCCCAACCUUUUCAAAAAGAUAAAGGGUGGGAUUUACACUCUUCCAAGUCAUUUAUCGUCUGAGGCUAGAGAACUGAUCCCAAAGAUGCUGACAGUUGACCCAGUGAAACGAAUCACCAUUCCCGAGAUCCGUCAACACCGUUGGUUUCAGACUCAUCUUCCUCGUUAUCUUGCUGUUUCUCCACCAGAUACAGUAGAGCAAGCCAAAAAGAUCAAUGAGGAGAUAGUUCAAGAAGUGGUUAAAUUGAGAUUUGACAGAAACCACGUUAUGGAAUCUCUUCGCAACAGAGUCCAAAACGAUGCUACUGUUACAUACUACCUGUUAUUGGACAACCGGUUCCGUGUUACAAGUGGCUAUCUUGAAUCCGAGUUUCAGGAGACAAUAGACAAUGGUUCCAAUGCUAUGCGCCCAGGUGAAGCCGCUGCUUCACCUGUAGGCCACUGGGUUCCUACACAUAUGGAUCAGUUCGGGUUAGGAGGAAGAUCACAAGCACCAGUUGACCGAAAAUGGGCUCUUGGACUUCAGUCGCAGGCGCAUCCUCGUGAAAUCAUGAAUGAAGUAUUGAAAGCUCUUCAAGAACUCAAUGUGUGUUGGAAAAAGAUUGGGCACUACAACAUGAAAUGCCGAUGGGUUCCUGGUUUUUCUGAUGGUCAGAAUACUAUGGAGAACGAAUCGAGCAUCAUUGAGGAUGACUGUACCAUGACCUCACUGACCGUCAUCAAAUUUGAACUUCAGGUAACUGCAGACUCACUAAUCUUAGGAAUUAUUGGCUCAACAAGACACAGCCUAUUUCGGUUUGGCAAGGAUAUGAACUGUUCAACGGUUAGGACAGAGACCAGUUCUUAAGAUAGUAGUUACGCUUCUUGGUUUUCCAAAACUAAACUGGCUAGGGCAGUGACUAA
Molecule: messenger RNA, 1787 nt
Organism: Eruca vesicaria subsp. sativa (arugula)
Lineage: Eukaryota; Viridiplantae; Streptophyta; Magnoliopsida; Brassicales; Brassicaceae
Source: the annotation of a GenBank genome assembly